AGUACCCGUGAGUGAGGUCAGCAGCAGCAUAGCAUGAGUCAACCUUGGGGAUGAAUGCAGUCAUCAUCGCGGGUCUGUAUCGUCCGGGGCCUGCUGCUGCUGCUGCUUCUGCUGGCUGCGCGGAGCUGCGAGCAUGCGAUCCUGCGGAGCUGAGCUGAGCUGCCGUCAGUAGCAGCUUUCAUGACGAACACAGGUGUUGCCCAUGAAUGAGCAAAACACGUGGACUACUUCAGAUCUGCUCACCCCCAGGCCAGCAACCUCUGAGUGGGUCACUGAAGGACUUCAGAGGGGGAAGAGAAGAUCAACUUCGCAACUGCUCACUCUGAAGUCAACGUAGAAUCACAGCUUUAACUUAAUGUGGGUGCCCUUUCAUUUUUGGUUUGAUAUAUAUUUACCAAGUGGAGCAUUUAGAGCUGGUUUUCGCUGGAAAUACUCACCUGGUUCGGCUUCUUCAUGCCCGUCAUGAGCGUACCAGCCCAGCAAAAACCCAGCGCCAAAAGAACGGGCAAACGCAUCACAUUUUUCAACGAACAAAGUGUAGCAAUGAAGGAAGGUUCUCAGCACCCUGAGGGCUCGUACUAUGUUGCGGGUGGCACCGCCUCAGACCCUGGACAGAGCGAGGCUGCAAGUACUGUUACCUCGAACCAAGAGGGCCCUCACAUGUACCUCAACUCUGUCAUCUUCAGCCCAGAUAAAGGAGACCAGAGCAGGGGUCAUUAUCAGCAGACUGUGCCGAUGAAGUGGGCGCACCAGGAGCCCAGUCAGCAGCAGCCAUCCCUGUCCCAGCAGCAGAGAGCCGCCCCCUGGAAUACUAUGACGAACUGGGGACAAAACAUUGCUAAUUUCAUUGGCGGAGUUAAUGUAACGGACUCAAGGACCCAGAAUGCAUUUGUGAAGUCCAUGCACGACACUUCAGGCUUACAGCCCCCAAAUAGAGCUGCAGAAAAGCAGCCGCUGGGAGCGAACCCUGCUGUUGAAGUGUACAGAGAUGCCGUUAAGGCUCGUGGUAUGGACUGGGAGCAGCAGCAGCAGCAGCAGCAGCAGCAAUCCCAGGCCUUUCAAGAGACCUUGAAACCUGGGGCCCUCAACCCCCAGCAGCACAGCGCAUUACACCCAGGAGGAAGCUCAGUGCUGCAGCCCUUCCAGUUGGCCUUUGGUCAGCCCAAGCAGCACCUGCCGGCCUACUACCAGACCUUUCAAGGCAACAGAACAACCCUACCUAACCCACCCAUCUAUUCAACACAGGCAAAACCCCCGCACCAGUUGCAGCAGUUACAGAAGCAAGAGCAAAUACAGCGCCAGCAACAGCAGCAGCAGCAACAACAACAUCACAUAAUCCAGCAGCAAAUUCAGCAGCAGCACCAUCAACAAAUGCAGCAGCAACAAAUCCUUCAGCAUCAACAGCAUGUCCAGCAACAGCUACAGCAGCAGCAACAAAUACAGCAUGAGCAGCAGCAACAAAAGAUACAGCAACAGCUCCAAAUUCAGCAAAUGCAACAUCAGCAGUUGCAACAACAAAACCCUCAUGCGCUUGACUUUUACCCCGUUACACAAAAUGCACAACCUCACCCGCAUCCACAGCCCGUGGUGGUACACUCCCAGGAGCCCUCUGCUCCAGCUCCCCCAAAGAUCCAGGAGCCAAUCAUCCAGGAUAUCACCCCAGAACCCCAGCAGCCCUCAGAUCCACUGCAACCCCCACUCCAGACUGAGCCUCUGUCCCAGUCCCAAGCGCAGACACAACUCCAAUCCCAAACGCAGCUACGCAGAUCACGGCGGCUCUCAAAGGAAGGAGGGGCGCCGUCCGACAACCCUUUUCUCUCUGUCUCAUCAGAUCAGGCCACCUCAGGGGUGCAAGGGUCCCAGAACGGGGCCCGGGACAUCCAGGCAGCCCCAACAGGCGUCAUCCAGAGCACGCGCAGGAAACGCAGGAUCUCCCAGGAGGUCAAUUUGGAGACCCUUGCUCAGAAAGCGUCAGAAAUGGAGUCCCUGCCUUCACAUAUUGUAAAGGACCCUCACAGGCCGUGGAGUCCCACUCAACCAGAAACUAACGCCAAGCGACCCCGAGAUGAGAAUCUCCUUCCGCUUGUCAUCCCCGUGUCCGUCCCCGUGCGAAGGCAGGAGCCCUCCUCUCCUGACAAAGAUGAGGCGGCGCCGGCCUCUCACUGGCCCCACAGGCCCACAAACCCUCAGGACCUCGGCCACUCCAACCACAAGCCCUCCGUCAUCGUUACCCGGAGACGCUCACUCAGAAACUCUUUAUCAGAAAGCUCAGAGCAGAACGGAGCUGACGGCGAGCGGGACGAUGACGGCAAAAAGUCAAAACGGCGCCCCCGGCCCGAGCCCCUUUUCAUCCCGCCGCCUAAACCUGGUUUAUUCAUCGCCCCGCCGGUCUACUCCAGCAUCACACCUUACCAGAGCCACCUGCGCUCCCCUGUUCGCCUCAUCGACAACCCCCUCACCAUUCCCCCCUACACGCCUCCGCCAAUCCUCAGCCCGGUUCGAGAGGGCUCUGGCCUGUACUUCUCCACUUUCCUGUCCUCGGCUGCUGCAGCUGCUGCAGCCAGCGGCCAGGGCCUGCCGCCUCCUGCAACACCCAAGUCUGCAACACGCAGCCUGUUGCGCUCCAACAGCUGUGACAUCACACCACCAGUUCUGACUGCUAUGAGCGAGGCCACUCCAGUCAGCAUAGAGCCGCGGAUAAAUAUUGGGUCUCGAUACCAGGCCGAGGUUCCAGAGCUGAGGCAGCGGUCGGCCGUGGAGUCGGAUCGUCAUCGAGCGGAGCAGGUCUGGGCUCCGCUGACUGAGCUGGAGGAGAAACCGGAUUUUCAGCAGAAAGUGGAAAACCUCAUGCAGCUGGCCUGCUCCAGUGUUUUUUGUGGAGGAGGCACCAACCAGGAGUUAGCCCACCAUUGUCUGCACGAGUGCAAAGGGGACAUAAUGGCUGCGCUGUCACUCCUGAUGCUGAGGAAUCCAGUUUUAUCAAAGUCUCAUCAUCUGGCCCACUACCACUACUCAGGAUCAGACAGCUGGACUGCAGCUGAGAGACGCCAGUUCAACAAAGGGAUCACUGCAUACAAGAAGGACUUCUUCAUGGUGCAGAAACAGGUGACAACUAAGUCAGUGGCACAGUGUGUGGAGUUCUACUACACGUACAAGAAGCAUGUGAAGAUCGGCCGCAACGGGACGCUGCUCUACGGCGAGGCUGAGCCUCUGGAGGGAAGGACCACUGAGGAGGAGACGAACCACAAGCAGGGCUCUCACAGGUUGGAGCCGCAGCGGGAGGAGGACAGCAGGAAGUGGGAAGGGUCAGCUGACAGGAAACAGGAUGUCGGCCUCACCAGGGUGACACACACGCUGCAGUCUACUGAGAAUCCAGGGACCGUUCUGAUCAUGAAAGGCCAGGAGGACACGGCAAAGGACCAGCUGCUUCCCCGGGUCAUCCCCCCUCCUCACCCUCCGCCUCCCAGCUCCAAAACGCGCAGCGAAGGCAACGCACGCAAGACCAGCCCUUCGACAGGAAACAAAGGCACGGUCGUUCAGGAGGGAGAGUUCCCCUGCAAGAAAUGUGGCAGGAUUUUCCCCAAGGUGAAAAGCCGCAGCGCCCACAUGAAGAGCCACGCAGAGCAGGAGAAGAAGGCGGCCGCGCUGCGCCAGAAGGAGGCCGAGGAACGAGCAGCGGCCGAGGCCGCCGCCAUGCUCGCUGCGCGUCAACACAACGGGACGCGGCAGGUGGGCGGGGACAGCACCAACGAUGACUCGUCAGGCGGCGAGGACGAGGACGAUGAGGACUGGCAAUAAAUGAAAAGGCCACAUAACACUGACUGUACACACAGCAGUGUCACUCCCCCCCUCUGUGAUUGGAGGAUGGACUUUUAAAAAAAAAAAAAGGAAGAAUCCCUCCUGUGGACUUUAUGUACAUUUGUGGAACAAGAAGACUUCUGUUGCUUGGCACAUUCAGGGACACAUUGAUACCCAUGUAUGUGUUUGUGAAUGUGUGGACUGAGUGUGUGUGUGUGUGUGUGUGCGCGUGUGUGUGUGGGUGUAUCAAACUCAACAACGCCCCCUUUACUCUGCUUAAAAAGCUUUUUAAAGAGUUACCUCUCUUGGUCACAGGGCUCUGUCAAAUCAAAGCCAUGCCGCCUCUCUCGGCGCCGUCACGCUGUCCUCGCCAGGCUGCAGCCUUCCUCAGCACUUCAAGUCUUGCCCUGCGUCCUUUGACGGGCUCGUUGGAUCCCCGUCUUUUUUUCUUUCUUUCUUUUUUUUUUUCUACCUUUUUUUUUUUUACUUCUCUCUCAAUGAGCCACAGUAUGAACUACUUAGCUGAAUCCCAUCCGGAUGAAGCUUUGGCAAAGUUGUCGGCUGAAAUCUGACAGCAGGUGGAGGCACGAGCUGUUUGAUUCUCUGAACACAAACCACGGGUCGUUCCAGAUGGAUGAUGGAUGGAUGGAUGGAUUGAUCGAUGGCAUGUGCAAACUGUUGCCUUUGUUCCGCCGCUCCUCUGCACUCGAGGCUGCCAAAAGCUUUCUCUUCUCAGACGCAUGAUGUGCACCAAAUGAGUCCCCCCCUUUUUUUUUUCCCCCCCGUGAUUAGCUGUUCAUUUGGGCUUCAGUUCCGUGUAUCCCCCUUCAGCCCUCGUCACUUGUUAUAGUUUCAUGUUUGUUCCCCUCACUGUUGAUGCCUUGGAUGUUUUGAUGCUUUCUAUCUCAAAAUGACAAUCAAUUUUACACUGUUGUUGUGUUUUUUUUAUAAAUAUAUCAAUAUAUAUGCAGGUAAACGUUACUUUUUCUGCCUGUGUAGCUCUAUAUGGUUCUUGUUGUUUUUGUGAAUAUUCUUGUUGAUGAUUAUUAAUAUUAUUAUUAUUAUUAUAUUCUGGUUUUGGCUGCAAAUGAAUUGAGCGCUUUCUGUACUUGUCCUUUGUUUGUUUGUUUUUUUAUUUAAACAAAAACAAAAAAUAAUGCUACUCGCUGCCUGUUUAUAACUGUGAGAUUUUUUUGUUUUGUUUAAGGAAGCCAGAAAUGAAGAAAAGGCAGAACUGAUGUGCAAUAGAACAAGUUGACCCCCUGUUACCUGAGCGUCCAAGCCCUCCCUUCCUCCCUCCCUCCCUCAUGUUCAGACUAGCUGCUCUGGAUGCCUCGCUGUCAACCCUGUAACUGAUAGGAGGUACUGACUCGGACUGUUGAAGCUGCAGGUCUCUAUAGAUACACAUAACAGCACAAACUUAUCCCAGACACACUUGAGAAUACGCAUACUACCCCAAGAUCUGAGCCAGGGUUCAUUUUUUUCAUACCAUGUUCCAAAAAUUUAAAAAAUAAACAUUUUGCUGAAACACAUUAAUGGAACUUUAACCUGGACUUUUUUCCCAUUUUUUUAAGAGAGAUUAAAUGUAAUUUUCAGUCACAAGAUAUGCAUUUUCCCCUUUUUUGACACUAGAUAACAUCUUUACUUUAUGGUCUCUACCCCUAAUUUUGGGAAAGUCUAAAUAUUUAAAGUUUCCACUGACUAUAAACAUGUCAUGAAAGUAGCAACAAACAGAAACUAAGUGGAGCAAAAGCUUUUUUUUGUAACGAAAACAAACUUCACCUUGAUUUAGCAGAUUUUACUGCAGCCAAAAGACAGUUUUGUGACUCCCCACUGAAGACCAAACAAAUUUAAAAGAACGAAUAUUCUCUACAGCCUGCAUGAAAAGUGUCUAGAUGUAACAGGCUGUGCUGAAACCUCGUCUAUGGGACUCAGCUGUAAAUGAAGGGCUCCUUUACAAUAACAUUGAGAAAACUUGACUUUAAAAUGGAAAAAAAAGAAAAAGGAAACGUUGUCAACUUUGACUGUUUCCUUAAUGAUGAGGUGCUUUGACAAUAUUUCACAACGUUUAAGGUGGGCAGACUGCCUUACUGUAAUUAAAAGAUCAAUAUUUCUCCCUCAAACCCAAACAUGUGUAUCUAUGGAAGACUUUUUUAUUCUGUUUACCUUUUUAAUGAUGGCAGCAGGCACUGAAUGCGGCUGUGGAAACAGCAUGUUUUGAUCCGUCUAUCUCUUCAUGUCUCCAUGUUAAUCCCUUCGGCCCUGAGCCAGCUUCUGUUGCCACAGCAACAAAUGGGUAAAAGGGUUAUUUUCCCUUAAAGGACAAAUCACAGUGAGGAUUUUUUUUUAGUCUGGGAGGGUUACAGGGAGAAACGGCUCCAAUAACCAGAUACUCCACAAGUUAAAACCUGGGUCUAUGCAUCGACGACGUGUGUGAGAUUGUGUGUGUGUGUGUGUGGGUGGAUAUGCUGUUAAAUGUGUGUGAGUGGUUUAAGGUUCAAUGUUGAAUUGUACAGAAGUCAGUGGAAAAAAACAAGUUUGCAGACUGUUCACAUGUUUGGUAUGUUAAUUUAUAUUUCCUUUUUAUUUGGGCUUGUCUCAAGGUUCUUCAGGAGGGGUUGGGGGGGCAGGGUGUCAUGAAAAGGUUUUUCAAGCUGUUUUUAAGAAGAAUUUAAAGAUUAGAUCGAGGAGGCCACGAUACAAAACACACAGCUGUAAACUCUCAGUAUCUAAUCGAGUUGAUUAAGGGAAUUUUAAGGGGACAAAAGGUUUAUUUAGCUAAAGAUUACAAAAAUAUAUAUGAAUGAAAUUCUAUGUUUGCAUACUUUUGAUGCUAUUUUCAUAUGGGGUUCACACUAAAUGAUGAAAACGGAAAGGAAUCUCAACUGCUUUUUACUACGGUGUAACUUAUUUGUUCCGAUUUGAUUUUUACCACCUGUGUUUUAGUAAUGAUUUAUGAAGCACUGUAUAUUAAAGUUUUAAAGUAUU
Labrus mixtus (cuckoo wrasse) is the source of this 6786-nucleotide messenger RNA. It is a transcript of the gene mideasb, whose product is annotated as mitotic deacetylase associated SANT domain protein b. The record is from RefSeq and is a predicted model, not a curated record. Gene Ontology annotation, molecular function: transcription corepressor activity. Gene Ontology annotation, cellular component: transcription regulator complex; histone deacetylase complex. Gene Ontology annotation, biological process: regulation of transcription by RNA polymerase II; negative regulation of DNA-templated transcription. The coding region runs from base 454 to 3798 and encodes 1114 amino acids. The transcript has 13 exons. Lineage: Eukaryota; Metazoa; Chordata; Actinopteri; Labriformes; Labridae.